Ictalurus punctatus (channel catfish) is the source of this 3094-nucleotide messenger RNA. It is a transcript of the gene tbc1d24, whose product is annotated as TBC1 domain family, member 24. NCBI's taxonomy places the organism in Eukaryota, Metazoa, Chordata, Actinopteri, Siluriformes, Ictaluridae. The record is from RefSeq and is a predicted model, not a curated record. The transcript is spliced from 7 exons. Bases 219 to 1958 code for a protein of 579 amino acids.
UUUAGCUUCUCGCGUCUUGCAAAGCUUCCGGUUGAAGGCGAGACACGUAUCUGCGCAUGCGCUAAAGGUGGUGCCCGAUUCUAGUGCGCAUGCGCAGCAGUGGCGCCCUACAGAAAAUGAAUGCAGCGGAAAGCGGACGAAGAGACGGUAUGGGCGGUUAGUCUCACUCUGGAAAGUCUACUCAUUCUGUCUGUGCUUGUGUACAGAGGUCAAAGGUCAUGGGGGAGGACUUUGGGGCUUUCGUGGACUGGUCGCUGAUGGGGGAUGUGUCCCGUGAUGCCACACCGGGAAAAACUGAAUACACAGACACUAAAGAGCGUAAGCGCCACGCCCGCUCGGGUCAGUGGGUGAAGAGCCACUCGCAGCGAGCGCAGGUGUACCGGCGCCUCAUCAAAGCGCUGCCAUGCCGCUCUGUCACGCCUGACGCCGGCGUCUACCGCGCUGCAAAGGAGAAACACACCAAACGGGACAGCACUACAGACGUGAAACUGAAGAACGGUGACAUGUUGGCUGUAGAUUUGCCCGAGUUUGCGUCUGGAGCUCCGGUUCCACGUUACUGUUUAAAGCGUGAGUCUGCGACUUCAGUGGGCUCCGUGUUACAGAGUUUAGCGUCUGAAUUUCCAGACGUGUCCUAUUGCCCCUUGUUACCCGCCGUCACUGCGCUGCUGCUUCACUGGAGCUCGGAUGAGGCUCAGUGCUUUGAAGGCGUGGCUCGAUUGUUAGCGACAACGCAACAGCAGCGCAUGCUACACCAAACCUUCCUGGCUCACCGCGCUGCCUGCAUGACCUUUGGCGACCUGGCACGCAAGCACUGCCCUGCUGCUCAUGUGCACAUUGUUUCCUUGGCAACCGAAAAGAAGGAAGACGUGGCGGAGGUGUACGGAGACUGGCAGCGCUGGGUGUUCGGCGAUCUCCCGUUCUCCCACGCCGCCCGGGUCAUGGACGUCUUCCUGGUGGAAGGCUUUAAAGUGCUGUACCGAGUGGCGCUCGCCCUGCUCAAGCUCUACAGGAAGCAGAAACUGGACAAGAGGACGAGCAGGAAGGACUCGGACGGGGUCAGAGGGGACGUGCGAGAGUUUGUGAAGGGUAUCGCGAGCAGCGUGAGUCCAGAUAAGCUGAUGGAGAAAGCGUUCGCUAUAAGGCUCUUCAGCAGAAAGGAGAUCAACCUGCUGCAGCUGGCUAAUGAGAAAGCUCUCCAGCAGAAGGGCAUCACCGUCCAACAGAAGAGGUGUAAUGUGGACCUGACGGUGAAUGUGGACGGUUUCUGCUCUGACAUCAUCAGUGUGAAGGAGAUCAGGGACGUGUGGUCAUGGAUUCCUGAACGAUUUGCUCUGUGUCAGCCCCAUCUGCUGUUCAGCACCUCCACACACGGCUGCAGCCUCAACCGGUUUUAUUCACACUGUGAAGGACAUGAACCCACUCUACUGCUGAUCAAGACUACUGACGGAGAGGUGUGUGGUGCGUUCCUAUCCACAGACUGGGAAGAGAGGAAGCGAGGAGGAAGCACACUGAGCUUCUUCGGGACAGGCGAGUGUUUCGUCUUUAAGAUGAAGCCUGAGAUAGAGCGUUAUGAGUGGGUCAUCAUUAAACAUCCGGAGUUGGCCAGCUCUGCGUCUGAUCGUGCAGCUGAUGCUAACGCUGCAAACUCUGAUGAGAACAUACACUCACUCCCCGUGGAGGCUCCGCCCAACUCCAGCAGUGACUCCACCCACCUCUCGCCGUUCCUUGCCGCCCGACACUUUCACCUGAAUGCUCGUAACACAUCCAUGUUUAUGGCGGGAAACUUUGACUCUAUCAUCAUCGGAGGUGGUGAGGGGAACGCGCUGUAUAUCGACGCAGAGCUGAAUCACGGCCGGACGGGUUGUUGCACCACCUUCGACAAUCCACCGCUGUGUUCCGAGAACUUCCAGAUCGCCGUGCUCGAGGUCUGGGGCUUCCAGGACGCCAUGGCAACCUAACAGCCAAUUAGCACGUCCGGAGAGAGAAUACUGCAGCCAUCAUUACUGAGUUGAUCUUUAUAUCAUUAUAUUAUAUUAUAUUAUAUUACAUUACAUUACAUUACAGUACAUUACAUAACAUAACAUAAAAGCACGUCCUGAUUCUGAUCCUGAGCCUCCUGUUCACUACAUAGUGCACUACGUUUGGACAAAUUCUUGAAACAAACCCACCAGCAUACUCGAGAAAGUCUCCGAACAAUAAGAUAAAUUAUGCCCAUCACAAUAUCAGUGUCUGCUUACAGCUUCCUGUUCUCUAGUGUUUAUUAUUUGUGAUGUCAUUUCCUAUGUAGCACAUUAACAGUAGAAUAUUUCUGAGUUAAUUAUCACAGUAAACUGCCAUGCUGACAUAUCGUCACACCUCUAACCAGGAUCAGCGUUUUCCUUUUAUAAUCAUUUAUUAUUAGUAUCAUGGUGUACUAUCAAAACGAUAUAUCAUCACACACAGUGGACUGAUGCUUGUACAGAAUACCCAUGAUGCACUGCAGUCUUAUUUUGUUUUUCUUCAUUUUUAAAUCGCAAUACAUCAUACAUCUGUAUCAUUUGAUAUUAUUUAACGCUCGUUAUAUCGAGUUAAUGCUAGUUUCAGAAAUGAUCUUUAUUGUCAUGAUUCGUGAUCAUAUCAUCGUAUUUGAUGAAUGUUUUAUGAAUGUUAGAUUAACGUUAGAUUAAUGUUCUAUGUGUAGAUUUGCCAAAUGUCGUUUUAUCAAUUAAGCUUCGUGUGUGUGUGUGUGUGUGUGUGUGUGUGUGUGUGUGUGUGUGUGUGUGUGUGUGUGUGUGUGUGUGUGUGUGUGUUAGUUAUGUAUGAGAAGGAUGUUACUUGUGAAAUUGAACAUAUUAAUGAAGUGCAUGUGUUGUUAGUAACAUGUAUGAACAUAUCGUUAAAAUUGUAAUUGUUUUGAAAAAAAAGUCUUAAAGCCGAAGUACGUUGAUGUUAAAAUAACACGUACUUGAUAACAGAGGCUGUGUGUGUGUGGGUGUCUGGGUGUCUGGGUGUGUGUGUGUUCAGCAGUAUUAUCAUUGUGUAUGUUAUCAUUAAUUAAAGCACAUGACUCUAUCAUAAAUGUCAAUAAAGUGUUUAAUAAAGUGUGUAGAGCAAA